Messenger RNA from Trypanosoma theileri, 1608 nucleotides. Its product is annotated as multidrug resistance protein, MATE family. Bases 1 to 1608 code for a protein of 535 amino acids. Gene Ontology annotation, cellular component: membrane. Gene Ontology annotation, biological process: transmembrane transport. The record is from RefSeq and is a predicted model, not a curated record. The transcript has a single exon. Lineage: Eukaryota; Euglenozoa; Kinetoplastea; Trypanosomatida; Trypanosomatidae. Gene Ontology annotation, molecular function: xenobiotic transmembrane transporter activity; antiporter activity.
AUGGGUGAAAACGGCUUAAAAACCGUGGAGUUAACCACUAAUAAAUCUGAUACUGUUGCGACUGUUUCUCCAGAAAAUAAUGUGGAACCUAUUUGCCAGAACUCAAGAAGUCUCAAUAAAAAAACAACUCUUGAGUUGGUACCACCAAAUGGAGAAAAUAAAUCAAAUGAUACAGUUAUAUAUCUUGGUGAUGUUAAAGUGGAUAAAGAUAAUAUGAGUUGGGCGCAAAUCGCCUUUACUUUAGUUCCAUUGGCUUUGCCAUCUGUGUUGAGCAUGGCCCUAACUUUUGGUUUGGCCGUUAUACCCUUGGCCUUGAUAGGAUCUAUGAUCGGAGAUGAAGCGCUUACCGGUGCUUCUGUGGGAUACUUUAUUAUUUCAAUCGUUGCACAAUACCCGCUUUGUGGACUGACUUUUGCUAUGGACGCAUUUUGUUCACAGGCUUAUGGUAGAGAUGCAGAAAGUGAUGAACAAGGGGUUAUACUUCAACGAGGAGUACUUGUUAGUAUCGCAUUUUUGUUACCUGUUAACAUGAUUCUAUGUAUAAUUCAGGAAUUCCUUCCAAAAAUUUAUGGUGAAAAAAUUGCGAUGAUUGCGUGUGACUUUAUGAAAUCUGCGAUUUUAUUUAUUAUUCCCUUGGUAAUGUUUACGGCGUUCUCGAAAUUUUGUCUGAAUCAGCUCAAACCACAGUUACCAAUGAUUGCUCUUGGUGUGGGUAUUGCUGUAACCCCUGUGUGUCAAUAUGUUCUUAUAAAAGAAGGUGUUCACGGCGCUAUGCUUGGAAUGGCUAUAACCGCUUGGAUACAACUACUGGUGAUCGUAUCUUUGACAUUUUUUGUUAAAUCCACUCGCAAAACAUUGGGAACACUUCGUCUAAAGGAAGCAUUAGAUUGGGAUGGACUUAAGGAAUAUCUUCAAUUGGCACUUCCCAGUUCUCUCUUUGUUGCUGCAGAGGCAUCAUCAUUUGACGUUGCGGUAUUAUUAUCAGCUGCAUUGGGUACUUAUGAGGGUGCAGCAUUUUCUGCUAUUCUUAAUACACUUUUGAUGUUUGUUUCAAUUGCUGGGGGUUUGAGCACAGCGGCAUGUGCUAAAGUUGGCUCAAGUCUUGGUGCAAAUCUUCCACAAUGUGCACGAAGAUAUGUUGUCGUUGCUGUUUCCCUUGCUGUCCUCAUGGCUUCUUUGAAUGGAAUCAUUGUAUUUGUUUUAUUUGAUAAUAUUCUUGGAUUGUUUGGAGUGGAAGGAGAUUCACUGGUAACGGCCCGUACAAUUCGUUGGUUGGUUCCUUUUAUGUGUAUUGCUGACAGUGCUCAAUACGUUUUUCAAGGUGUCUUCAGCGGCAUGGGACAGAACAAAAAGGGUGCACAAAUUUUAAUUACUUGUUUGUGGGUCAUUGGAUUACCUUUGGAACUUGCACUCGCAUAUUUGUUUGGCUGCGGCCUCACUGGAAUUGUUGGGGGUCUGACAAUUGGUCUCAUGUUGGAAUCGCCCACAAUGAUUUGGUAUGUAUGCAAAUUGGAUUGGGAAGAGUUGGCAAGGGAAGCAAGUUCUUGCACCUCAAACCUCCAAGUGAGUGAUUAUGAAGAUGACGAAAUGAAUUUUGAAAAUCGCUAA